UCCACCAAGUCUGGUCUCUCACCGGCUGCUCCCGACCCAAAGUGCUCACUUCAUCUCUGUCUGACUGCGAGGGAACAGGUCGUCAUGCUGAGGAGCGGCGCGUUCAGAAACAUGCCUCAAGGGGAGGAGGUGAGGCUGCGCAGCGGGAGUCUGGCUCGGGAGAGGAAGCACCUUGCUUUGUGCAUCAAUAACAAGGAAGAAGUGAAGAGCUAUCAUCGCUGCUGCAGCCACAGUGGAGGGCCAGCACUUCAGAAGAUUGAGAGAAGCGAGGACGAUAACAAAAGCUUGUCUCAUCGAGAGCAGCGGCAGCACUUGGACAUAAAGGCCAUGAUCAUCCAGCGGGCCUGGCGAGCUAGUAUGUCCCGCAAACUGAGCCUAGAGGACGAGAAUCGCACCCGACAUGAAUGGGAAGAGACCAGGACCCCAGAGAGCCUCCACAACCCGGCGACGACUACAGAUAUUUUUCCGGGUCAGCUGAAGAGCCUCCAGAGUGGAUACAAACAUGUUGAUGAUGAAGCUCUCCAGCUGCCAGGUAAUCAUCUGACCAUGGACAUAGACAACAACAUCAAUAUUAACCUGCCGCCUAUGGAGACCAAGGUGUUGAUCAUCCAGCGGGCUUGGCGAGACUUUUUACAGAGACAGGAAGUGGAGAAAAGAAGCCCAUCCCCACCUUCGCUCUCCUCCUCUGACAAGAUGAGCAUGUCAAUCAGCAUGAUGACCCUGUCAGAUGGCAGCACCCCUGAUUUUCGGGAGGAUGGCAUGGACCUGGGGAGUGACGCGUCCAGUCGCUCCAGCUCAGAGUCCAACUCCAACAAGGUUACACCCUGCUCUCCUUCUCUUGACCUGGCCAAUCUGGAGGACUACAAAUCCUCCCCCUCCCCAGAUCUGGGAACUCUAGACGACUAUGAGGAGGAUGAGGAUUACCAGGAGUACAAGAAGAAGGUGAUAGAGGAGUGGGAGAGCGAGUACGGAGAAGACUACACCUCCCCACAGCCCGCUGGUGAAGAAGUGAGCAAAGAGGGCGUGGUGAGCAGUGGCGGCCUUGAGGAAGGCUACAGGAAGGCGGUGAAUGCUCGCAGCCUGGCCGAGGAAUUCCAGGAUGUGAAGACCGUGCCGCCCCUGCCGGCCCCUGGGGGACGCACCGCCACCUCUGUGGCGGCUGUCCCGGAAGAACUGAAACAGAACGGGAAUCUGAUUCUACCCCGGAGCCACCAGCUCCACUCCUCUAGCACGGCGGAGGGAGGCUCAGAGACUCCCAAAACUAGCCACCGCAGCUCCAGUCAGGGCAGAGGGAGCCGCAGGGUUGGUGGUGGCGGUGGAGGAGGAGGAGGAGAUGGUGGUGGAGAAGGAAGUGGAGGAACUGUUGGUCUGAUGCGGGGGUACAGAGAUGAGGAGGAAAGCGUGGAGGAGGAACCCCUGCCCACAAUGGAUUGGGCCGCCCUGGAGAGACACCUGGCUGGUCUGCAGUGCAGAGAGCAAGAGAACCAAAACCUGAACCACAACCAGAACCACAACAUGGGAAAGACCAGCUACACUUCGGCCCAGAAGAAUGAGAGGGAAUCGAUCAGGCAGAAGUUGGCCCUGGGCAGUUUCUUUGACGAUGGCCCGGGCAUCUACACGAGCUGCAGCAAGAGCGGUAAACCCAGCCUGUCUUCACGGCUGCAGAGCGGCAUGAACCUGCAGAUCUGUUUUGUCAAUGAUAGCGGCAGCGACAAGGACAGCGAUGCAGAUGACAGCAAGACAGAGACCAGUCUGGACACACCUCUGUCCCCUAUGUCCAAGCAGAGCUCCUCCUACUCGGACAGGGACACCACGGAGGACGACUCGGAGUCCCUGGAGGACAUGGACUUUUUGAGUCGACAGAAGAAGCUGCAGGCGGAGGCUAAGUUAGCCCUGGCGAUGGCCAAGCCCAUGGCCAAGAUGCAGGUGGAGGUGGAGAAACAGAGCCGUAAAAAGUCGCCAGUAGCUGACCUGCUUCCCCACAUGCCUCAUAUCAGCGAGUGUCUAAUGAAACGAAAUCUGAAACCUACCGACUUGAGAGACAUGACGCUGGGCCAGCUUCAAGUUAUAGUCAACGACCUGCACUCCCAGAUUGAGAGUCUGAAUGAGGAGCUUGUACAAUUGCUACUGAUUCGGGAUGAACUACACAUGGAGCAAGACGCCAUGCUGGUUGACAUUGAGGACCUCACCAGGCAUGCCGAGAGCCAGCAGAAACAUUUGGCUGAGAGGACCCUAUCCAAAUAAGAUGCCCGUCCCAUCCAGUCCCUGCUCAGAUCUGUUGCCCCUCUGCAAACUUUAACCCCUGCUCCAAGACAAACUUUUCCUCUCCGGAUCAUUUCCUCUGCUCCCCGUGUCUAUCCGAAACUUCCCCGCUUGUCCCAAGUAUUUUUGCUCCCACCCCGCUUCCCCCCCGUUUCCUGCCGUUUCCCACCCUGCCAACUCACUGACUUCACCGGUAGCAACAGCACAGAAGAAAAGACACUCUCUCAAACUGCUUCUCCCAGCACCGAAGGACGGAGCAGCGCUUCCUACUUCCCGGGAGAAGAGGGAAGCUGAUUGUGUGUCAUCAUAGAUUCUGUCCCCCAGGCUUCCUGUGCAGUAAUCGGCCUUGCUUUGCUGCUGUUUCUUUUCAACUUUCUACAUUUGCCACUAAAUUAUAACUGUUCAAAUGCAAAAAAAAAAAAAAAAAAAAAAUGUGGAAAAGAAUAAAAUAAUAGUUAAAACUUUAGUAGAAAGUCAGUCAUGAGAAGAAGAAGAAAAGAAAAAAAACUGUAUGACAAGAAAACUUCAAACUAACUUCUUCAGAUCAUUUUAAGUUGGACUCAACGAUGAACCGUUUUUAUUCUGCACAAAAGGUAGUUUUCAACUGAGAAAUGUUUGUCCGAAGGUGUUAAAACGAGUGUAAAAGGAAACAUGCCUGCUUUGUAGUGGAGUUGUAGACUUUGGUAAUACGUUCACUCUGAACUGCUCUCUCAGCAUUUUGUGAAUGUUGAAUCUUUCUGACACGAGUCAUUUCAAAUGAAUAAGUGUGUUAAUAUAAUUUUCAUCCUGCUGUAUUCAGAUGCUUUAUUUGAGGGAAGAAAUGUUUAUGUACAGAUAUGUAAAAUAAAGAAUAAACUUGGUUUCGUAA
Molecule: messenger RNA, 3130 nt
Organism: Fundulus heteroclitus (mummichog)
Lineage: Eukaryota; Metazoa; Chordata; Actinopteri; Cyprinodontiformes; Fundulidae
Gene: schip1
Product: schwannomin interacting protein 1
Exons: 15
Coding region: 85-2244 (719 amino acids)
Biological process (GO): positive regulation of hippo signaling
Cellular component (GO): cell junction; plasma membrane
Molecular function (GO): protein binding
Source: RefSeq, a predicted model, not a curated record